AUGUUGGCUAUGAUAAAUCGUGUUCUGGACUGGAUCCGGAGCCUCUUCUGGAAAGAGGAAAUGGAACUGACAUUGGUCGGCCUGCAAAACUCCGGCAAAACGACGUUCGUUAACGUCAUUGCGAGCGGUCAAUUCACCGAAGAUAUGAUACCAACGGUUGGGUUUAAUAUGCGUAAAAUAACGAAGGGUAAUGUCACAAUAAAAUUAUGGGAUAUUGGUGGUCAACCAAGAUUUCGUUCGAUGUGGGAACGUUACUGUAGAGGUGUGAAUGCGAUCGUGUUCAUGGUGGAUGCAGCGGAUGAAGAGAAAUUAGAAGCGUCAAGGAAUGAGUUGGGGCAGUUGCUCGAUAAACCACAGCUCGACGGCAUACCGGUGCUAGUUUUGGCCAAUAAAAAAGAUCUUCCUGGUGCACUGGAUGAGAGACAACUUAUCGAGCGCAUGAACCUGUCAGCGAUUCAAAACCGUGAAAUAUGUUGUUACUCGAUAUCUUGUAAAGAGAAAGACAAUAUAGCAGUGAAUGAAUUGGGCAUGAUAAUGUGUUGUGUAAACCAUUCAGAUAUCACACUUCAAUGGCUAAUCCAACACUCAAAAAGUCCGAAAUAA
Anisakis simplex (herring worm) is the source of this 603-nucleotide messenger RNA. NCBI's taxonomy places the organism in Eukaryota, Metazoa, Nematoda, Chromadorea, Rhabditida, Anisakidae. The record is from the annotation of a GenBank genome assembly.